AAAAAAAGAUGAGAAACCAGUGGAUAGCAGCAGUGUUUAUCAUGGCAUUCUUGGUUUUCAGUGCUCAUUCUGAUGACGAUGAUUGUUAUGAGGCUUGCAUGCACUUCUGCUCAGAUACUCUUUCUGAGGACUGUAAGCUCCACUGUGAAUCUGCUUGCUCUGAUAAGGUUCCAAAAACUCUGGAUGGACCAUUUUUCUGCAAGCUUGGCUGUUCCCUUCGUCAAUGCUCUCGCAUUUCUACAGAUAAGGCGAAAUUUCGCAGCUGCAUGGACAACUGUGGGGAGAGCUACUGCAAGCUACCACAUCGCAAUUAAGUAGCCAGCCAAGCUGGUGUGAGGCUAGCUAUAGCCAGUAGUAUGACAAUGAAGUCCAAAAUAGUCUCCUAUAUAUUAGUUACUAAUAGGAAUAAAGGGACUAUUCGUUUGAACUUCACAAAUAUGAACUUUAUGAUGUUUUUUCUAUUUCUGUAUUUUGGAUUACUAAAAGAAUGAAGCGAAGAAAGAUAAUCAAUCCUGAUGAAACUUUCUUCCAAAUUCCGAACUAUAUAUAUUUAUAUAUACGUGACAAAAGUUUAUCAUUAGUCGCCUGAAGUAAGUUGGUGAAAUUUCUAAUUAAUCGUCACCUUUAUGUCUU
Messenger RNA from Coffea arabica (coffee), 633 nucleotides. NCBI's taxonomy places the organism in Eukaryota, Viridiplantae, Streptophyta, Magnoliopsida, Gentianales, Rubiaceae. The record is from RefSeq and is a predicted model, not a curated record.